Molecule: messenger RNA, 462 nt
Organism: Cantharellus anzutake
Lineage: Eukaryota; Fungi; Basidiomycota; Agaricomycetes; Cantharellales; Hydnaceae
Exons: 3
Coding region: 1-462 (153 amino acids)
Source: RefSeq, a predicted model, not a curated record
AUGAGCGAGAUUCUCAGCGAGGAACACAACACCCGAUGGGAUGCAUCCCAUUAUCGUGUCAGAUGCAUGGGCCACAUCGUGAACUUGGCACAACAAGCAUUCAUUUGUGCUCUUAUCAGCAACACUGACAAUCUUGUGGAACCUCAUGAGAGUGAUACCAUGAAUGACAAUGAGAUCAACCUUACUGGCCUUGAGAUCCCCCUGGUGGAAGGUGCUAUAGUUGGGCCAUUGCUGACUCGUGUUCGUGCUCUAAUUUUUCAUAUCCUGUCAUAUCCAUCCCCAGCCAUUGACUUCCGGUCCCUCUGUUCCCUCCGGUCUAACUCCGCUCCUUCUUCACUAACCUCAGAGCUCCCGUAUUCCGCAAUCCUCUUGGUACCCCUCGAUGGUCACCACCCCCUCAUUUCAAUUUAUUACCUACGCCUCCCUAAGUACGGAGCCCCAAAGACUUCCGGACAGCUCUGA